AUGGCCGCCGAAGCCGAAUACUGGACGUUUCCAACCGACAAGGAGCUGUUUGAUCAGGACGAGCGCAUCUCGUUUUCGAAGCUGGACAACAAGUACAUUGCCGUUCAGGACGACGGCACCGAAUACGAGUUUGACGAGGGCCUGAGGCGCUGGAUCCCUAUCAUCGACGAGGCGCUUAUUGAGCAGCAGCAGAGGGGAUACAUGGUGCCCGGGGUGGAUGAUGAUGAUGAUGGGUCGGCGCAGGGUGUGAAGAGGAAGAUGGGGUAUGGGGAUGAUAGAGAGGUAAGCUUGCCGCGAAGAGCGAACACACCACCAUUUUUGCAACAUCGGCUACGUGCUGUGUGUUGUUUUCCUUUUUUUUUUUUUUUCUUAUCCUUCCUUCACUACCUACCUCCGUGA
This is a messenger RNA of Podospora anserina S mat+, 399 nucleotides long. RefSeq lists its product as uncharacterized. Bases 1 to 399 code for a protein of 132 amino acids. The transcript has a single exon. Lineage: Eukaryota; Fungi; Ascomycota; Sordariomycetes; Sordariales; Podosporaceae. The record is from RefSeq and is a predicted model, not a curated record.